AUGGGCGAAACAAACGGCACUGGCUCCAACACGCCGCUUGGCGAUUUGGGCUAUAUCUCUGCGGGUCAGAUUCGCCCCGGUGGCGCGCCUGCUCGCGUCUAUCUGAAUGAGAAGGUCGUGCCGUAUCUGCUUGAUGGGAUGAAGUCUGUUGCACGCGAACAGCCUGCCAAUCCUCUCCGUGUGCUCGGCGAGUUCUUGCUUCAGAAGAGCAAUGAAGUGGAGGGCGAGACUAAGAAGGAGUCGGAGUAG
Messenger RNA from Penicillium psychrosexuale, 249 nucleotides. Its product is annotated as DPY30/SDC1 family protein. Lineage: Eukaryota; Fungi; Ascomycota; Eurotiomycetes; Eurotiales; Aspergillaceae. The record is from RefSeq and is a predicted model, not a curated record. Bases 1 to 249 code for a protein of 82 amino acids. The transcript has 2 exons.